GUGUUUUAUAAAAGACAAGAUCUUGAGUUGAAUCAUCAGUGAGACGGAGAGGACUUUAGAAACUGGAAAAGUAAACUAAUACUCCUGCUGUGUGUGUCAGACUGAGUGAUCCAGAUUGCAUGACCUUCUUCUACACUCAGAGACUCAAUAACAAAAACAAAUUUUGAAGAUGAAAUCCUGCCUGGUGUCGGUCGCUCUUCUCUGCUUCACCACAUGGAUGAGCCUGGUCAAUGCAACACAUGGACCAAUGACAAACUGCUGUGAGCAGUGGUCCACCACCAAAAUCCCGUUACAUCGAGUUAAGAGUUACACCAUUCAAUCUGGCGGCGUCUGUCCAAUCAAAGCUAUCAUGAUUCGGACUCAGAGGGACAUAACACUUUGCUCCAACCCUGAUGACGGCUGGACUAAAAAAGCCAUGCGUAAGGUGGACGAGGAGACGAAAGCGCUGCUGCAGCAGUUGCAGAUUGAAGAAGAUGGAUCAGCUACUAUCAUCACACCAGCUGCAGUGAAGGCCUCACAGAAGACAGGCAGGAGAGGAAAGAGACCACAAGGAAAAAAGUCAAGGGGAGGAAAGAAGGGCCGGAGACAACGUGUUUGAGGAAUCAGAGAAUAAAUCAAAGCCACCACAGACAAAUAUUCCUGUCUUCAUUUGGACUCAUCCUGAUACAAUACAUUGAGCGUAAAGACACUUUAACGACUUAAACAGACUUUAUACAUUUUAAUAUUCAUGAUUAAAUAUACAGUAUAUUUUGAUAAAAAAUGACCCCAGCUAGUUGUCCUAAAUGUAUGUAUGUCAGUCUA
This is a messenger RNA of Notolabrus celidotus (New Zealand spotty), 801 nucleotides long. Its product is annotated as regakine-1-like. The transcript has 3 exons. The record is from RefSeq and is a predicted model, not a curated record. Gene Ontology annotation, molecular function: CCR chemokine receptor binding; chemokine activity. Gene Ontology annotation, biological process: positive regulation of GTPase activity; monocyte chemotaxis; cellular response to interleukin-1. Lineage: Eukaryota; Metazoa; Chordata; Actinopteri; Labriformes; Labridae. Gene Ontology annotation, cellular component: extracellular region. The coding region runs from base 170 to 598 and encodes 142 amino acids.